Pomacea canaliculata is the source of this 2335-nucleotide messenger RNA. RefSeq lists its product as uncharacterized. The transcript is spliced from 5 exons. The record is from RefSeq and is a predicted model, not a curated record. The coding region runs from base 180 to 1022 and encodes 280 amino acids. Lineage: Eukaryota; Metazoa; Mollusca; Gastropoda; Architaenioglossa; Ampullariidae.
AAGACGACAAAACUAUGAAGACCACCAUUGAGCUCUGUCUCUGUGCUGACCACCUGUCCAAUCCCAUGAGCCCCUGGGAUGUCGGUUCUGGUGUGAUGACAGUUUUCAGGGAAUGGUGGGACCGGCUGAUGAGCAGUGCUGUACACGGACCCUCCAUGUCUGAUUAGGUGUAUCGAAACAUGAUUGCAAGAUUCUGUGGUCCUGCAACUGUAUCUACUUUAGAGACAGAUGAAUCAAAAGUCUAUCAGCUGCCUAAGACCCUGAAUGAAGCCGUCAUGUUGACUGGAGACUUGUUUGAACGACUUACACUGAACCUGGAUAUCGAAGAUCUCAAAAGACCCAGAGUUUGUUUGGCUGGACCCCCGGGUACAGGGAAGAGUAAGAUACUGGCGCUAGUGGGAAAGAAAUGGAUCUCUGAGGGUCAUACAGUGCAUCUCAUCAACACUUGUGCUGAAAGAAGUGAUGCUAUAACACAGCUUCACAAGUUGCUGCUCCAGAGUUCUACGGGACAGUCACCAGACACUCCUGUGAAGUUUGUCAAAACCAUGUUUUGUAACAUCAAAAAUUUAAGAGGAACAGAGGAAAGAAUCAAACGCUUGAUAAGUGAAGAGAAAGAAAACACUUUCUUUUCACUAAUUGACGAACCAGAUGCUGAUAAAAAGAAACUGACAGAUCUUCAAGGGUUUCUCCAAAAACUCAAUGACCGCCUUCCGGACCUUCACUUGUGGUUAGCCAUCUGCAGUUCUGACAUGGCUCCACUGGCUGGACGGGAAAGCCACUCAGCAUCCCCUUCAGCUGCCCCCCUUCAAUCAUACGUGAGACAUGUCAAGGUCAUAUGGGGAAGGAACCACGUGACUGUACCACUUGUGGACAAGAGAUCAUCAGAUUCCUCACACGAGACCUUCGUGUUUGCUAACCAGGAUACACAAAAUGCCUCUGAGAAUCUACAACCCGAAAGUCUACAAACAUCAGGUAGACAGUCUUCCAAGUGUUCAAUGGAAAGAUAUCUUGUUUUUGUUUGAAAAAGACGUUUCAAGAAAAGUCCGAUGAUACAGCUGCUGAAGAAGUCAGGUAUCCCGGUGCAGGUCAUGAACUCUAAAGAAAAGAAAAUGUACAAAUAGCAAAUAUAAAAGAUGACAAAAACAUUGUGUUGGCAUCAAAGGUAGGUUUUCCGUGCGGACGAAGAGAAAGGUAGUUGUUUACGUGGAAGGCAAUAUAAACAGGUCAACUCCUUCUGCUAAAGGGAAUAAACUACUGAGCAUCACGAGAUGUACUUCACAGCUGAUAGUAGUUCGUAUGUCUUGAACAUUAGAUUGCAUGUUUCUCAGUUUUCAUGACAGCAGUAAUAAGCAGUGUAUUAUUGUCUUCAGUCACAUUUCUCAAAAAUAACUUCUUACUUUCAUAAAUAAAGGUACUCAUUGCUAUAUUUAAAUAAUUAUUUAAUGCUUUAUUUUUGUUUCCGUGCUUUGUUAAUCCACAAAACAAGAAAAUCUGCUAUUUAGUAAGAACAACCAUUUAAAUAUUCAUAUAAAAUAAUUUAAUAGUCCUUUGUUUUCCAAAACAAUUUACUAAAUUAACUAUUGAUGCGUGAAGCUUUGUUUGAUUUGUAUAAUAAUGUGUGGUGCUGUGACAAAGACUAUUAUUUUAGAACUAAAGAACGUGACUAGUGCGGACGAUUUAUGUAUUUAUGUAUGUGUAAAUACAUUUUAGUGUUAUUUGUAUGGUCAUUUAUGUGUAUUUAUAUUGAAAGUAGUUGGGUUGAUAGCACAUGUUCAAGAAUUUUACACAUAGUUUGUCUUCACUUACAAAGUAUUAACAGGUACUGCUCUUUACAUGUAUCUGCAUUCAUGUACUAAAUUGUAUUUUUUGCCAAUGCUCGUCUUUAAUAUAUUUAAUUAGAGAGGACUGGCGUCACUUUUAAAAUAAAAAAUAGUUUGUUUAACAAUUGUAUAUAAUCUUCUCCCACAGCGGUUUGAUUUUCAUAGGGUACCAACAAUCGUUGACUGGUUUCCUGACUUGUUAUUGUCCAGCCUAUGUACGUUCUCUUUUUUUGCAUUUAAGCAUGUGGUGAUAUAUUUAUAUUUAAAAGUUGGAAUGUAGUAGUGACUUGAGAGUUUGUGUACUUAUGCAAUUUCUGUCUUUACUACGAAACAUCAAAAGGUUUCUUUCGAGCAUUGUACCUGAACUCAUGUGCAAAAAUGAAUCGCUUGUGUAUUUUUCUCUUUUCGAGUCUCAGAAUCUUCCCAAAAGUGUAAAAUCAUUUUUUGAAGUAGUGUUUCUGGCACAAUUUUAUCUCAAUAUACAGAAUUAAAUACUGAAUUAAAUGUUCCAAAAA